Molecule: messenger RNA, 1955 nt
Organism: Cladocopium goreaui
Lineage: Eukaryota; Dinophyceae; Suessiales; Symbiodiniaceae
Source: the annotation of a GenBank genome assembly
UUGGCCAACAGGGUUGGAGCGUACCUGAAACGACGCGUAGCGAGGGGCCCUUUUCAGUCCAAAAUGUGGGAAAGCUUACGCGCAGACUCGCAGACCAGGCGCCCAGAGCCGAAUGCACACCAAAGGCGACUACGCCUCCGAUAUGGCCGCAGUCACUGCUUCAUUUUUUCCUCCUGUAAGCGCGCCGCGACUCUGUGGUCAUGUCAGAAAAGAUUGGGCUAUCAAGCGCUGAUCAAAGUGUUGUUGCUCCUACAUGGUCCAGCAACUUUCAAGCGGAGCGAGCCCGGUGCCGUACAUGUCACAUCUUACAAUUUGACACAAGGCAUCUUCAGGUUGCUAUUACACAUGUCACCCACUGGACAACUCAUGGGCGGAGUCUCCCCUCCAUCGUCAUGAUAGGAGCACACCCCCUGCAGAUGAAGGUGUCAUUUGCACCGAAAUCCGUUGAAAACCUCUCCAGAGCCCCCGCUGAAACGCAAUCUGCUUUGCGCACGCAGCAUGAACACCGUGACGGUCCGAUUUUCCACUUGGUUCGGAUCAAGCAAGGAACAAAGUCCGAGUUUGACUGCACCCGUGUUGAAAGGGACAAGCAGACCCAAAGUUUGGAUGCCUCAUCGCACAUGACUUUGAAAUACAUUUUCCCACAGGAUGUGCAAAGGGAGGGUUGAAUGUGAGCACUCAUGUGACUGGAAGAGUAUUGUCGCAGGAGCAAAGGCAGGCUACUUUAACACCCCUCAAAAGAUUCCUACACGUGGGAGGUUAUGGACGCUGCUCAAACAGGAUUCCAAAUCACAACCAAAACUAGCCUGUGAAUCAGCGUGCGCAUUCAUUCGGCUGGCGCAACAAGAGUGAAGCGGCUUCUCAGAGACAGUUGCUCAGGGGCAAAAGCACUGAGGCUGCCAACGCUUCGAUUUACAUGCCGAAGACACUUACAUCGAUUUUCCUGAAUGGUUGCGGUAAGUUGUACCCAAUCCUGGCGUCAAAUUUGGGACGCGAAUUGCCGGACAACAAUCCAUGUCCAUCACGCCCAUGUUCCCAAAACGAAUGCCAGUUGCAAGAUCAACCCACCUUAGGCUCCAAAUUGCCCACGUGGGGAGACUUUGUAGAGGUUCCAAGCCUUUCUCCGCUAAGGAUCAUAAGGAUUGGGAAUCGCUGCCAUCCAAGAAAGGCUGCAGCAUGUGAGCUUGGUCCCUGGCUUUCCAGUCGCCAUUCAAAGCCAGGUGGAGCCUUAGGAUGAUGGCAGUGCCUAUGGGCCUGGCUUUCGAUUCUAUUUAUCUGUGUCAUCAUUAUGUGAAAUCUAUACCUUCUGUAGCUGUUCGACUUGGGUACUCUUUAAGUGACAGUCAGGCCGGUCCAUGCUUGUCUUGGUUCGCAGGCCAGGCUAUUCCUCCCAUGCCUGGAAUUCUUUUAUCCAAUCUCCCUAUCGAUUUACAUCUGAAAGAUGCACCCACUCCGGAAACCGUUCCAAAAGCACAAGCAAGUCUUCACUCGUCCAAACUGAAUUGCAAGCCAUGCUGCUCCUCUCACCAAUGAAAGCUGCUAAAUCAUCCAAAAUGCAAUUGAUGAUACGAUCUAAACCGACCCAUGUGUAGCUGCAUGCGAGCUUGACUUGUGGCUUUCGGGGAAAAUGGUUUCAGGCCAGCCCUAGACUCUGCGUCAAAGGCCUUAGUAGUUCUGAAUGCGCUAAGGAAAUGCUUACGCCGCAGCUUAUGCUCUGCUUAUGCACCCACAGUCUUAGCUUACGUGCAGGAAUAGCUGACUCUCAUGAUUACGCGGGCUUACACACACACCGGGUUUUUGCUUACGCAAGGUCCUUAUUGCCUCUCUUGCUAAAAAUGAACAAGUGGGUUUUAUUGCGUUUUGAAAGUGGCUCAAAUUUAGACUCAUCAUGUAAGAUCUGCGCGUGCUCUCGCUGUCCAACUUGUGAACUUUUCAGAAGUGAGCCUGGCUUGGUG